AGGACCCGGUACUGAACUGCAGCAGUACGGGUGUCGCUUCUCAUUUUGAUCUUCACUUCCCGCGCAACUCAAUCGUCUGCUCCAGCAACAACAAAGUCGACGGCGGUAGUGCGUCGUACAUCAAGAUAUAUUUCAAAAUAUUGUGACUAAUCCGCCAUGACAGGCCUCUUGGACAGCUGCGAGGAGUUGUUUGCUUCACAGGACCUGUACAAGGUCUUGGGUGUGGAGAGUAAUGCCAGUGACAAUGAGCUGAAGAAAGCAUACCACAGAGUAUCCCUGAAGGUUCACCCUGACCGAGUGGAUAAGGAUGAGAAACAAGAGGCAACACAGAAAUUCCAGACACUGGGCAAAGUCUAUUCUAUCUUGUGCGACAAGGAUAGACGUGCUGUGUAUGAUGAGUCAGGGGAAGUGGAUGAUGAAAACAUUGCCCCAGAUGAUCGUGAUUGGGACCAGUAUUGGCGUUUAUUGUUUAAGAAGAUAACUGUAGAAGACAUCAAGAAUUUUGAAGCUGAAUACAAGGAGUCCGAUGAAGAAUUAAAUGAUUUGAAACAGGCUUAUAUAGAAGGUGAGGGGGACAUGGAGUAUAUUCUGCAAUAUGUGUUGUGCUGCACCAUUGAUGAUGAAGCAAGGUUCACAAAGAUAAUCCACAGAUGGAUUAAGAAGAAGGAGGUGCCAAAUUUCAGUAAUUUUUCAAAUGAGACCAAAAGGAAGAAAGAAACAAGAAAACGUAAAGCAGCAGCUGAAGCAGAGGAAGCAGAAGAGAUGAAAAAAGAGUUGGGUCUGGGUGAUACCACAGACAGCCUUAAAGCUCUUAUUCUCAAGCGUGGUAAACAGCGAGAGGCAGAAAUGGAUUGUUUCCUGGAUUCCUUGGCUACUAAAUAUGGAGGUGGAGGCAGCAGCAAGAAAAAAAGUUCGAAGAAAGGAGGAAAGAAGUGAA
Homarus americanus (American lobster) is the source of this 937-nucleotide messenger RNA. RefSeq names its product dnaJ homolog subfamily C member 9-like. The record is from RefSeq and is a predicted model, not a curated record. Gene Ontology annotation, cellular component: nucleus; cytoplasm. Gene Ontology annotation, molecular function: heat shock protein binding. The coding region runs from base 157 to 936 and encodes 259 amino acids. Lineage: Eukaryota; Metazoa; Arthropoda; Malacostraca; Decapoda; Nephropidae. The transcript has 6 exons.